AUGCUCCUCCACCACCGCCUCCUCCCUCGCCUACUGCUGGUUCCUUCCACCCACAUCUCCACCACCCUCCGCCCCUCCCGUUUGCCGCUCCGCCUCUCCCUCUCGCCGCGCUUCUCCGCGCUGUCCCACCUCGUGGCACCGCAGACCGUCGACCAGUCCGACGACGAGGGGGCGCCCCAGGGGAAGGUGCAGGUAAAGGUCCCGCUCGACCGCCUCUUCGUGCCGCCCGGGGCAACCGUGGAUGCGGGGGACCAGGACGCCGUGAGCGCACGGGUCCUUAAGGGCUCCAACAUCGUGCUGGGCCCAUACGCGCGCGGUGACGCACAGGUGGUCAACGCAGAUUUUGUGAAGAGCAGCGUGCGUCCCGAUGACUGCCCUCGGGACGGUCUUCCGGAGUUCGCACUCGUUGGCCGGUCCAACGUCGGCAAAUCGUCGCUGCUCAACUCGCUUGUCCGCCGCAAGCGCCUUGCACUCACCUCCAAGAAGCCUGGGAAGACCCAAUGUAUCAAUCAUUUCAAAGUAAAUGACAGCUGGUAUCUUGUUGACUUGCCUGGUUAUGGGUAA
Miscanthus lutarioriparius is the source of this 564-nucleotide messenger RNA. The record is from the annotation of a GenBank genome assembly. NCBI's taxonomy places the organism in Eukaryota, Viridiplantae, Streptophyta, Magnoliopsida, Poales, Poaceae.